AUGGCUCUCGAUCGCCUUGUUAGUCUCGUUCUCAGAGCGGCUGAGCUUGUGUUCGCCGCCAUCGUCGCUGGAGUUACUGGCGAAUAUCUACACAAGUCCAAUGCGAGCUCUUGGGCCCUUGGAAGAUUCAUCUAUACCGAGGUCGUAGCAGGAAUAUCCAUAUUCUUAGCGUUGAUAUGGCUCUUCCCGUUCUCUAGUACAUUUGUCCACUGGCCCGUGGAUAUAUUCAUCAGUAUCCUCUGGUGGGUUGUGUUUGGUCUACUUGCCAAUUUAUUGGGAGAUUCCUGCGGUGCUUGGUUCGACUGGGACAACGUUUCCCCCAGGGGAGAUCAAUGUGGCAAAUUUAAAGCCGACCUUGCUUUUGCCUUUCUGUCUGCUCUUCUCUGGCUCGUAUCUGCACUUAUUGGCAUCUUUUGGGUGCGCAAGCAAGAGCGCCGUGCGAGAGCCGAGGUGGUUCAUCACCGCCGCCGUUGGUACCGCCGAAGCUACGUUUAA
Molecule: messenger RNA, 495 nt
Organism: Pochonia chlamydosporia 170
Lineage: Eukaryota; Fungi; Ascomycota; Sordariomycetes; Hypocreales; Clavicipitaceae
Exons: 2
Coding region: 1-495 (164 amino acids)
Cellular component (GO): membrane
Source: RefSeq, a predicted model, not a curated record